AUGUCCAUGUUCAUGUCACUACCCGCCUACGCGGAAGCUCCUCCUCGCCGACGCUACUCGAGUACCAGUAGUGCAUCUGCUGACCCUGAUGAGGACUGGACCAAGAUCUCUGACACUGCUGAGCGCCGACGGAUACAGAACCGCAUUGCUCAGCGCAACUACCGCAAGAAGCUCAAGCGACGCCUCGAGGACCUCGAGCGCCGUGCUAGCUCUUCUGAACCUGCCGGGUCCGAUAAGCAGGCCCAGGAGUCCACCAAGUCGAAGCAAUCCUUCAAGUCCCAAAAGUCACAGCCCGCUACCUCCACCAAGCUAGUCGUCUCUCAGAGCCAGUUUAUUCCUCACAGGGAGCCAACUAACAAUUUCUUCUUCCUUAGCACCCACAACAACCAGGCUCGCUCCAACAGCCUUUCCCAGUUCACAUACUCGACUUAUCCGACUCCUGAUGAGAUAUUUGUCACUCCCUACGAUUCCCCUGAGACCUCCUUGGCCAUAGCUACUGGUGACGCACACCCCAACUACCUGAAUACUUCCGCCGUGCCCAUGAUACUUUCCCCAAUGACGCAUUUUAGCGAUACCACCAAGCAGGAGUCAUGCCCCAGUGACGACAAGUGGACCCCUUAUACGACAUAUGGUUACAUGCCGCCCAUAGACUUCAACACUUCAAGCCCCUACGACCAGUCUGACCCUCAUACUCCUCCGCUCUCGUAAUUUUGGGACAACUAAGCCAACUACUUAGAGGGCGAAUAGGAAUAUCCCAUUACAUGUCGGUCAAUGCCCGAUUCGCCAAGACUGAUUCAGCUUUAAUAGAGUGCUAGGGACGGUCCAACACAGUCUGUGAAAAGUAGCUACCGAGGCACGAUUGGGCGACCAUAAGCUACUUUGCAGCUGGUUUAGGCCCUAGAAUCAGCUCUAAGUGGCAUAGCAUGGCGGGAUUGAUUUUUGGACUUUUUAUUCUCUACUUCUUGG
Molecule: messenger RNA, 966 nt
Organism: Fusarium redolens
Lineage: Eukaryota; Fungi; Ascomycota; Sordariomycetes; Hypocreales; Nectriaceae
Exons: 4
Coding region: 1-708 (235 amino acids)
Biological process (GO): regulation of DNA-templated transcription
Molecular function (GO): DNA-binding transcription factor activity
Source: RefSeq, a predicted model, not a curated record